AUGUCUGAUCUUGAACAAAAGACUUCUGAGAUUACAACCUCGCCUGACCAAAAGGUUCAGGAAGAAACAGUCUCAUGCGAAGGACUUGCACCCACUCAAAAGGAAUUAGACAAGCUCUACCGCAAGCUUGACUACCGAAUUAUUCCAGCUUUAUGGUGCUUCUACUUCCUUACCUCGUUCGGCUCAAAUGUUUACGGUGUCACAUUGACCAUGAACCGUAAAGAAGGUCACUCGUUGGGUCAAAGACUCAAAUUGACAGCGAAGGACACUUCCACUGCCUCAGCAUUGUAUUAUGUGGGAUAUAUUAUCUUUGAUGUGCCCAUGAACUUGGUCAUGACAAAAGUCAGCCCCCAGUCAUGGUUGGCUAGAAUCGCAAUCACUGUUGGAGUCGUUUACACAUGCUACCAUGCGUUAGAGAGUCCUGGUGGUCUUAUUGCUGUCAGAUUCAUCUCUGGUAUGGUCGGUGCUGGAACAUGGCCCGGUUUGUCGUACUAUGUUUCCUUAUGGUACCCCAAUGAGCGUCUGACGAGACGUAUCGGAUAUUAUUUCACUGCUGCUCAAAUUUCUGCUGCUGCUGCCGGUCUUGUCAGUGCCGGGUUCCAGAAGAUGGAUGGUGACAGAGGAUACACUGGCUGGCAAUGGAUGUACUUGGUCUACGGAUGUGUGACUAUUGCUGUUGGAAUCUCGUUGAUGUGGUGGCUUCCUGAUCGUCCUUUCAAAGCUCCUUCCGAGUCAAAGAUAAAGCGCUGGUUCCAGCCAAAGCAUCCUCUCAACGAACAUGAAAAACUCUUGCACAGAAACGACCUUGAACACCGUUACAAACGUAUUCAGUGGUCCAUGAAGGAAGUUGUCGAGGUUCUCACGGACUUGCGUAUCUGGCCACUCAUCAUUAUGUACUUUGGUGUUGUGGGUACCGGAUUUGGUUUAGCUGUGUUUGGUUCCACCAUCAUUGCCGCAAACAACCCAAAACUUUCAUCCAUCGACGUUUCGCUUUUAUAUGCGCCUAUCUGGCUUUUCGACUUUGCCGGCAUUUUGAUUGUCACCCCUUUUGCUGACAAGUUCAGACACCUUCGUGCGCUCUUCUUUAGCUGCUCGUGCAUGAUUAUUAUUGUUGGAAUGUUUGUCACCACGUUCGCCCACGGUUCAUGGAACAAGUAUGGCGGUUUGCUUAUUGCAGGUUUUGGCCUUGGCCCUACCGUGCCCAUUUGUAUGUCGUGGACUGCAGAAAUAUUUGGCCCACGCUACGGAGACGUUGGUAAUGCUGUCAGUGCCGCUAUUGUAUCCGGCUUAGGAAACUUGGGUUCCGUCACCUCCACUUACGCUUUGUACAGAGGAUGGCCCGAAGACCAGAAGAGAUUAUACAGAGAUUCUAAUAUGGUGUUAGUUGCUAUGUUGGGUAUCAGUAUCAUUGCUUCUGGUGUGUGUCAUGUUAUACGCAACAAGGUGAGACAAAACGUCAAAGAUUAG
Messenger RNA from Clavispora lusitaniae ATCC 42720, 1467 nucleotides. RefSeq lists its product as uncharacterized. Gene Ontology annotation, biological process: biotin import across plasma membrane. NCBI's taxonomy places the organism in Eukaryota, Fungi, Ascomycota, Pichiomycetes, Serinales, Metschnikowiaceae. Gene Ontology annotation, molecular function: solute:proton symporter activity; biotin transmembrane transporter activity; dethiobiotin transmembrane transporter activity. Gene Ontology annotation, cellular component: plasma membrane. The record is from RefSeq and is a predicted model, not a curated record.